This is a messenger RNA of Rotaria sordida, 972 nucleotides long. The record is from the annotation of a GenBank genome assembly. Lineage: Eukaryota; Metazoa; Rotifera; Eurotatoria; Philodinida; Philodinidae.
AUGGAUUGUGAGGAUAUUGAUUUUAAUCGAACAGAACAGAUUACCUCUUGGUUAACGAAUAAUGAACAACAGGAAUAUCAAUCGAAAACAUUACCAGAUAAAAAUAAUGGACGAUUUGCUUAUUUACCAUUAUUUCCAACAAAAUCGGUCGGUAUAGAUGAUUGUUUACUUUUGACUAAUGUGCCAGGUUCGUAUUUUAACGUGUAUCCACAAGAAAUAAUUUUAUUUACAUGUACCAGAUCGAAUAUAGUCUAUGCUAUGACAUGUCCAUGUGGCUAUUAUGAUUAUAUUAAUUCAACAGCAAAAACAUUGACUGAUGCAAUGGCAUAUCAUCGGAAACAUGGCAAUCGUAUUAUCCAUGAAAAAUUAACGGGUAGUGCACUCUUUCGAGGUUCAUUACUCGAUCCAGAGGAACAAGAAAAAGAUAUGGCUAAUAAGAUGCGUCUCUAUCAACAUUCAGCGCGAUGUCCAGUAGCACUUCGUGCAUUUCUAGAUUGCAAUCCAAUCUAUUGGUGUUUUAUUCCUCUAUAUUGGAAAGAUGCACUAUCAGACAAUACGACUUAUUACCGAGGACCUACUAUGAGAGAUCCUAUACUGGCAAAUGUAGUGGCCACAACUGCUAUACAUAGCCAUCGCUUGGCUCAAUAUCUCGAUCGUGUACCUUUACCACCAGCUGCCUAUGUCUUUUCAUAUCGACAACUACAAAAACAACGUAUAUUUUUCGAACGUUUUGUCAAUUCUUCUAUUCACGAAUUACCCUAUGCUGUAUUGGAUUUAUAUAAAAUGGCGAUUAUUACGAUUCUACCUGAUGAUCAUUCUAUUCUAUUACGUUAUAUUAUUGAAACAUUGUUUAUUAUACAUGAUGAAACUAAAUUAAAUAUGAUUUGUCCAAUUGGUAGCGAUGUUGAGCGACGUUAUGGUCCUCCAUACAAUUCUGUUUGGUGUGCUAAUUUGAAUUAUUCAUCGAUAUGA